Molecule: messenger RNA, 4059 nt
Organism: Lampris incognitus (smalleye Pacific opah)
Lineage: Eukaryota; Metazoa; Chordata; Actinopteri; Lampriformes; Lampridae
Product: protein phosphatase 1D-like
Exons: 7
Coding region: 136-1512 (458 amino acids)
Biological process (GO): protein dephosphorylation
Cellular component (GO): nucleus; cytosol
Molecular function (GO): cation binding; protein serine/threonine phosphatase activity; mitogen-activated protein kinase binding
Source: RefSeq, a predicted model, not a curated record
CAAAAAAGGAAGGAAGCCCUCUCGACGACGCUAUCGCGGCAAAACCGGUUCAAAUACUUAGCUCCGAGCUAGCCGUCCGAUCGACUACAUGCAUUCCGUCAUUGUCUAAAUAGUCGACGACAGGUUUUCGCGACCAUGGACGACGACGCGAUAACAUUUCGUAUGAGUGCGUUUUCGGAGCAAGGCGGGAGGAAAUACAUGGAGGAUGUUCUCGAGGUGAAAAUCGAGUACGAGCCGACGGAGGAUUACCUAAAUUCGCACAGACACGGAGGGGGGGAGGCGAAAGCGGAGAACGAGCCCACCAAACAGACCGGUGGCGACACACACGGUCACGCCAGUCCCGAAUCCGCUCCGGUUUCUGCGGUGUGGGUCGAGAGCUUGUCGGGCACGGACAGCGAGGGCAGCGGUGGCGGGUCAGUAUCCGACGAAAAAGUCGCCAGCCACCGCGCUCGUAGGUCCGUAGCGUUUUUCGCCGUCUUCGACGGCCACGGAGGCCGAGAGGCGGCACACUUCGCGCAGGACCAUCUGUGGGAUCUGCUGAAAAGGCAACGAGGGUUUUGGUCGAAGGAUCACGGCGAAGUGUGCGCAGCCCUGCGCAAAGGAUUCAUUGCCUGCCAUCACGCGAUGUGGAAAAAGCUACCUGAGUGGCCAAAGACUCUAACUGGCCUGCCCAGUACAUCAGGGACCACGGCCAGCGUGAUCGUGAUUCGGGGUGUUCACAUGUAUGUUGCCCACGUAGGGGAUUCAGCGGUGGUAGUUGGGGUGAAAGACAAUGACUCUGAUAUCACGCUCCAGGCACUUGAAGUAACACAAGACCAUAAACCUGAACUUCCCAAAGAAAAAGAGAGGAUUGAGCGACUGGGUGGCAGUGUCAUGAAGAAGUCUGGGGUGAACCGUGUUGUGUGGAAGCGACCCAGACUGACCCACAAUGGUCCGGUAAGGAGGAGCACUGUAAUUGACCAGAUCCCCUUCCUGGCUGUGGCCCGAGCCCUAGGUGAUCUCUGGAGCUAUGACUUCUACAGUGGGGAGUUUGUGGUUUCCCCAGAGCCUGAUACCACCGUGCUAACCCUUGAUCCUAAGCGGCAUCGCUACAUUAUCCUCGGCAGUGAUGGACUGUGGAACAUGAUGCCGCCCAAAGAUGCUGUUAAUAUGUGUAAUAGCCAUGACAAAAUGGUGGGACCAAAGGGAAUGUCAUGUGCCACUCGGUUGGGAUGCACAGCCCUAUUAUUUUGGAAACAACGCAUGCUUCGGGCAGACAACACAACAGUUAUUGUUCUGGCGCUACAGGAGCGCGGGGGCCCACCUAUUCCUAUGCAUCGAGAUGAAAUUGUCGUGGAUAUGGCAAUGGGAAUUGACCACAUUCCCAACCCGGGAACUCCUUACAACACAUGUAAGAUUGUACAGAAUACUUGGGUAACGGGCCAACAGGCGGAGGAGGAGGAUGGCAUGUUUUAUGAAGAGGAUGAGAUAUAUGAAGAAGAACAUGAGGAAUGGACAUGCCUGGAGUGGUAGUGAGCAGAGUGGUGCAGUGAAGGUGUCAUCCCCAUUCGGUGUGUGUCCUUGGGCUCUAGAGCGGAGGAAUGGAGAGAGUAGAGCUGUGUUCUGUCAUCCCUCGCAGCUGAUGCCACCUGAUGUUGAUACCCAGUGGGCCACUCCACCUCCCCCUGACAGUUCCACGAGUUUCUGUGAGAAUGAAGAGUCAAGGACUCCAGCAGACUCCCCUACGCAUCCCCCUCAGCUGAAGCGGCCUCGUCAGUCUCCGUAUUGCGCCCAUGAACGUAGAACUCCUCACCGUCCUCUCAACCAGUCCCCCGACAGACGAUCGCCUCCCAGGACACCUCAUACCCGAGCUCAAAGGGAACGAUCCCGGCAGGGGGGUCCUGGAAAGAGACAGAGAAACUCCUCUACUGUGCCCAGUAUCCUACCACAGCACCGCAAAGCUGCCUUGUGUGGGUGCUGAAUCUUGUGUUGCAGAAAAGGAGCGCUUACCAUGAGACUAGUGCUAUGAUCCGCAUCAUUUUGCCUAAAACACAUCAUAUCCUGUCAACUUUGCUCACAUACUAGGAAUGCCACAGGGCUGUUCGUAAAUUACGUAAACUUUGAUAGGAACUCCUUUUCCUCUUUGUAAAUAUGCGAGAAUGUAAAUGUGUUGUUGUCUUUGCUCUACUUUUUUUUUAUUUUUUAACAUUAGCUCGUUUUAAUUGUGUAUAUUUUUAGCCCCUUUGCCCCUUUUAAUGUUAGUUUUUAGGGAUCAGAUAUUAAAGAUUUUAAAAAUAUUCAAUCUACUGUCUAUUUUCAUACCUAUAAUUCUGUACAGUAUAUCCAAAGGACUUAUUUUCAAGAUCUUGACUCACUACAACCUGAAACGGCUUCAGGUCACCAGUUAAUGUCCAGUUGUGAUGCACACAAUCUUUGGAGCUUCAUUAGAUUUAACCUUGAAUGGAAAAAAAAAGCCCGCGUGGGAGUCGAGGAUCAUCUUGUGUAACUGUACUGUGGUACAAUGAAAAAAGGGAUGCCUUGGCGUUGAGCAAGAUGUCCUCAUCUUUCGGCGAAUAGUGUUUUUAAAUGUUGAUGGUACAUUUCCGGCUGAGGGAGAAGCCCGUGGCAUUGAUUGCACUGCAGAAAAUGAAUAAUGGAUGCCAAAUUAAGGAAGAAGAAAAAUUAAUGGCCUGCGGAGAGAAUGAUGUGACGAACACUGACAUUUUUUGUCUUGUUUUCUUUGGGUCUUUCCCAAUGGCCAUCUGAACACAUGAUGAUUACACACUAAUAUGAAUAAUUAGUUUAUCAUUUGUGUUAGCUGGCCAAAGGACAUCAGUUUGGCUCCUUAGUUGUAAUUUUGCGGAGCAGCCGCCUCACUGCUGCUCAAGGGAACUGCAGUCAUCAUGCCGCCCACGUUAUAAAUCGGCCUUUGGAAAGCAUUGUUUGAAAAGAAGCCAACAUUUUAUUUUCUUUAUUGGCCGAAUACUGGAGAAAUACCUGAGAAACUCACCGACCUUCAAAAAAGGAGUAUUUAGACAGCGGCAUAGACUGUCCUACACUUCCAAUACACUUGUUUUUCUUUGUAUUCCACAUCAUUUUAAUCUCAUGUCAUUCAGCUGUGUAUUUGGUAUCUCCGUGUAGUGUCUUUCUGUUUGUUACGCCAUACCUCCAUAGCCCUUGUUUGCUGGGUAUAUGUACACAUAACUUCAUGACCACUGGAGCGUGUCCAGUAGAUUCCCAGCUUGUGGUAGAUGAUAAUCAAAUUCCUAAGUGAGUAUAGUUUAAAUUAAUGUUAAUAUGGAAUCUCAUUUUUAAGUUAAUUAUUUUGCCUUGUUUGUACAUCAUGUGGUCUUAACGGCUUUUGCAUAAAAGAACCAAAAGUAUUUAUCACAUGUCCCCGAAUAGGGAUCUGAAAUAUGCCGAUACGCUGUGUGCCCCCUGUCGAUAAUGGAUCAUGUACUCGCAGUUCUGUAGUACAACAAAUCUGCUUGUCAUAAAGUAACAAUAUUGUACCAUUAACACUGAUGAAAAUUAAUCCUAUUAUUGUUUAUCAGUGGUUUUAAAGGGUGGUUUGUCUUUAUUUUUGAUGUACAGUACAUUAUGCAACAGUAAAGUUUGUACAGUACAUGAAUAUGCAAAAUCACCUAAUGAUUUUAAACUCAAGUCUGGCAUGCUCAGAUCUUACGUGUGUGUUGUGAUGUGUCCAGAGGUGAUAACUGUUACCAGAGGUGUGUUGUUUUGACAGUUACAUCUGAAUUUCUGGUAUUACAUCCACUACACCCAAUUUCAUGUCUAACUGUAAUAAAUAACUACAUGCUUUGGAAGUGACUGGAUAUAUGUGUGUUGUAAUGAAUUUUCAUUUUCCGUACAGCUCAGUCACGUUCUUGGUUACUGUUUGUUGAACUACUUUGUGACAAAGUGUCAUGAGCUGGUGUGUUUACUCAUUGUGACUGAGAUUAUUAUUAUUAUUAUUUCAUUUUUUUGCUGUUUAUUUAACAAACUGGAUAGAUGUGACACAGUAGUGCUGAAUAUUGCUCAUAGAAUAUAGAGUUACGCUGAAAUAUAUACCGGCAAAGCUGU